ACCUCCGCUGGUGUGUGAUAGGCAUUAAAACGCCGACGCAGCUUACCCCCGUUCGAGCGUAAAACUUAAAUUGGGUUGUUCUAAUUAAAUAAACCACCUAAUAUAAAACAGAAGUUUCGGUUAAAAUCCCACAAUCUCACAGUCCCCCCUGCUCUACUUCCUUUAUCUCGCUGUUCUUGUGGAGUUAGAUUUUUGGAUUUCAGAUUAGAAAUGUGAAUGAUUUUAAUUUGAUACAUUGGGGCACAAUAUAUAAUCAAAAUGGGGUUAUCAUCUGCGUUUGAUUCAAAGUCGGGACAACUGAUCUUAGUUGCGCUUCUUCUCAUGAUUGCAUCCUUCUAUACUGGUACCCUUUUCAGUUCUAAGUCAUCCAUUUUAGCCACUGAUUACUCCAUAUCUUCUUCUAACUCAUCUUCUACUCCUGGUGAUUCAGGUUUCUCAAACAAAGUUAUUCUAAGUUAUAGGGCUGCAAAACUUUCGAUACCUGAAACAGGGAUGAACAUAUGCCCAUUGAUCUACAAUGAAUAUAUCCCUUGCCACGACUCCUCUUAUAUAAAGGGCUUGCUACCCAAUUUAGACACUUCGAGAAGAGAAGAAUACGAAAGGCAUUGUCCUCCAUCUGAAAAGCGAUUGUUUUGCUUGGUGCCUCCUCCUGUAGAUUACAAAAUACCAAUAAGGUGGCCAACUAGUAGGGACUAUGUAUGGCGAAGCAAUGUGAAUCAUUCCCAUCUAGCUGAUGUUAAAGGAGGACAGAAUUGGGUACAUGAGAAAGACAAACUCUGGUGGUUCCCAGGUGGUGGUACUCAUUUUAAGCACGGGGCUCCUGAAUAUAUACAGAGAUUAGGAAACAUGACGACUAAUGAGACUGGUGAUCUUCGUUCGGCAGGAGUCUUUCAAGUCCUCGAUGUUGGUUGUGGGGUUGCCAGCUUCUCCGCGUAUUUACUUCCGUUAGAUAUCCAAACUAUGUCUUUUGCUCCAAAAGAUGGGCACGAAAAUCAGAUCCAAUUUACUCUGGAGCGAGGAAUUGGAGCAAUGAUUUCUUCAAUGUCGUUGAAUCAGCUACCUUUUCCAUCGAACUCCUUUGAUAUGAUUCAUUGUUCAAGGUGUCGCGUUGAUUGGCAUGAGAACGAUGGUAUCUUGAUCAAGGAGGCAGAUCGUCUCCUGCGAUCUAAUGGAUACUUUGUCUAUUCAGCUCCGCCUGCGUACAGAAAAGAUAAAGAUUUUCCAAUCAUUUGGGAUAAAUUAUCGAAUUUGACUUCAGCAAUGUGCUGGAAACUCAUUGCUCGACAGGUUCAGACAGCAAUCUGGGUUAAACAAGAAAGCAACUCGUGCCGACUGCAGAAUGCAGAGAGUAAGAUUGUAGAUGUAUGUGAUGCAGUUGACGAUUCUGGAAUUUCUUGGAAAACACCAAUGAAAGAUUGUAUAUCAUUAACUAGCGAGAAAGCUAAUACUCAGUCACUCCCCCCUAGACCACAGCGUCUUUCAGUGUAUUCAGAAAGUCUUGGUGAUAUAGGCAUUAACCAAGAGAAGUUCAAUUCAGAUUCCGUAUUUUGGCAAGAACAAACUGACCAUUAUUGGCGACUGAUGAAUGUUAACAUUAAAGAGAUCCGCAAUGUCAUGGAUAUGAAUGCUUAUUAUGGUGGAUUUGCUGCCUCACUGAGUAGGCAACCAGUGUGGGUGAUGAAUGUUGUGCCCAAAAGCUCGAACAAUACCUUGGUUGCUAUCUAUAAUCGAGGUUUACUUGGUGCUUUUCAUGAUUGGUGUGAGUCCUUCUCCACAUACCCACGAACAUACGAUUUACUGCAUGCUGCUCAUCUUUUUUCUCAUUACAAAGACCAUGGAGAAGGUUGCUUAUUGGAAGAUAUCAUGCUGGAGAUGGACCGCAUUAUUCGCCCUCAGGGUUUCAUUAUCAUACGAGAUGAGGAAUCAAUUAUUUCAAGGAUAAAAGGCCUCGCCUCAAAAUUUCUGUGGGACGCCAAAUCACACAUACUGGAAACUGAAGAAAAGAAGACUGAGCAUGUUCUAAUUUGCAGAAAAAGAUUUUGGGCGAUUGUCUGAGGCACUCUUCUUUGACAUAUCAAGGAGAUCACCCAUUACAGUGAUGAUGUAUCAUAACAACUGAAGCUUGCGAGUAACAACAACAGAACAAAACUAAAAUCCCAUUUACUUGUAACAGAAUUGAGUUGUACAACAACCAUUAUUCUUUUAGGUUCAGUUUCGUUAGUUUCUCAAUUUUCAUAAAGUUUUGCAAUUACCGUGUAAAAACAUUACAAUCAAAUGUAUGCUGUAAAUCUCUGUCCCUACAAAAAGCAAGUCUCUUUUUAUCUUUUCUGAA
Papaver somniferum (opium poppy) is the source of this 2332-nucleotide messenger RNA. RefSeq names its product probable methyltransferase PMT7. Gene Ontology annotation, cellular component: cytoplasm; endosome; trans-Golgi network. The transcript has 7 exons. NCBI's taxonomy places the organism in Eukaryota, Viridiplantae, Streptophyta, Magnoliopsida, Ranunculales, Papaveraceae. Gene Ontology annotation, molecular function: methyltransferase activity. The coding region runs from base 259 to 2055 and encodes 598 amino acids. The record is from RefSeq and is a predicted model, not a curated record.